Molecule: messenger RNA, 3067 nt
Organism: Seriola dumerili (greater amberjack)
Lineage: Eukaryota; Metazoa; Chordata; Actinopteri; Carangiformes; Carangidae
Gene: runx1t1
Product: RUNX1 translocation partner 1
Exons: 11
Coding region: 318-2177 (619 amino acids)
Biological process (GO): negative regulation of DNA-templated transcription; DNA-templated transcription
Cellular component (GO): nucleus
Molecular function (GO): transcription corepressor activity
Source: RefSeq, a predicted model, not a curated record
CAUCCUUCCUCUCCAUCUAUUUCUCAUCUCUCCUCCUUCUCUGCCUCUGUGCUUUUUUUUACAAGACUCCCGGCUCUCCCAUCCUGCAUAUCCUCAGUGACUGACCGUUCACUGCAAGCCGCGAGCUGCCCUUAUUCUUUUGUCGGAGUUUGAACCACAUUUCUGAGCUGCUGGAAGUACCGAUACCGCUAGAGCCCCUGAGAGCUGGCCGGACUCUGUAGCUUUCGUCUUGCCGAUUCAAGCGGAUCAUCGAAGGGACCUUGCGCGGAGUCAAAAGGGACUGGAAAUUAUUUAGCCCUCUCAAACCAACGUACCGCAUGGUGGGAAUUUCUGCCUCUUUUCAGUAUCGCACUGGGAAGCGCUCCACCAUGCCCGACUCACCUGCGGAUGUCAAGACACAGUCCAGGUUGACCCCCCCUACCAUGCCGCCCCCACCCAGCACACAGGGAGCACCACGCAACAGCUCCUACACCCCCACAACUUUAACCAAUGGCAGUAGCCACUCUCCUACGGCGCUCAAUGGCGCUCCAUCUCCUCCAAACGGCUACAGCAACGGCCCUAGCUCCUCCUCCUCAUCGUCACUGGCCAACCAGCAGCUGCCGCCGGCCUGUGGCGCCCGGCAGCUCAGCAAGCUGAAGCGCUUCCUCACAACUCUACAGCAGUUUGGCAACGACAUCUCACCUGAAAUCGGCGAGCGGGUCCGCACAUUAGUGCUGGGACUAGUGAAUUCCACGCUAACCAUCGAAGAAUUUCACUCCAAGCUCCAAGAAGCCACCAACUUCCCUCUGCGACCUUUUGUCAUACCCUUUCUGAAGGCCAACCUGCCGCUUCUUCAGAGGGAGCUGCUGCACUGUGCCAGGCUGGCCAAGCAGAACCCAGCUCAGUACCUGGCCCAGCACGAGCAGCUGCUCCUGGACACCAGCACCACCUCCCCAGUCGACUCCUCUGAACUCCUGCUGGACGUCAACGAGAACGGCAAGAGAAGGACUCCAGACAGAACCAAAGAGAACGGCUUUGAGCGAGAUGGUGCCCUUCACCCAGAUGUUCACCCCAGCAAAAGGCCGUGCACCAUAAGUCCUGCCCAGCGCUUCAGCCCAUCCAACGGGCUCUCCUACCAACCCAAUGGCCUGCCCCACCCAGGCCCACUCCCUCCGCAGCACUACAGGCUGGACGACAUGGCCAUUGCCCAUCACUAUCGAGACACCUACAGACACCCUGCUUCCAAUCAUCGGGAGAUUCGGGAGAGAGCCAGGUCCAUUGGAAUGCAUGCAGGGACCAGGCAGGAGGAAGUGAUCGACCACAGGCUGACAGACAGAGAGUGGGCUGAGGAGUGGAAGCACCUUGACCAUGUAAGAAAACUGCUGAACUGUAUCAUGGACAUGGUGGAGAAAACAAGGCGUUCACUAACAGUAUUGCGGCGGUGCCAGGAGGCCGACCGUGAAGAGCUCAACUACUGGAUCCGACGAUACAGCGACGCUGAAGAGCUUAAAAAGGGCACCACUAGUGGGCAGUCAAGGCAGCAGAGCCCCACAACACAGGAAAAUGCAACAUCAGAAAUUCACAGGGAGCUGCUUCAUCGGCCUGUGUCUGGCUACGUCCCUGAAGAGAUCUGGAAGAAAGCUGGUUCGGGAGGCUUGACUUCCUCUGUCUCCACACUCUUUCCAGAAGAGGCAGUGAAUGAGGUAAAGCGGCAGGCCAUGUCAGAGCUGCAGAAGGCCGUGUCAGAGGCCGAGCGCAAGGCUCACGAGAUGAUUAGCAGCGAGCGGGCCAAGAUGGAGCGCACGGUAGCCGAGGCCAAGCGGCAGGCGGCCGAGGACGCGCUCUCCAUAAUCAACCAGCAGGAAGACUCAAGCGAGAGCUGCUGGAACUGUGGCCGCAAGGCCAGUGAGACAUGCAGUGGCUGCAACACGGCGCGCUACUGCGGCUCCUUCUGCCAGCAUAAAGACUGGGAGAAGCACCACCACGUCUGCGGUCAGACCCUCCAGGCCCAGCAGCAGCAGGCCAGCCAACAGCAGGGAGCCGUCCCUGGGUCAGAGACCCCUGCUCCCAUCAGCUCAUCGGCCUGCACCCCAAGCAGUGGGACUGGGAGUCCGGCUGCUACCCCGCCUGCUGCUACCCCUCGCUCAUCCACCCCCAGCACCCCAUCCUCCUCUGCCCUAGACGGCACACAACGCUAAGAGACUCGGAUGGAGGCAAAAGGCCUCCCGGGCCUAACAGCCAGCCCUCAACCCCACAAACAGCAUGACUGUCUACAUUGCCUUGCAAAGAUGCUAAGCCAACAUGGCUAACAGAAAGAGAUGGCAAUGCUUCUGUCUAUCUUGCAGCGUAGUCAUAGAAGGAGGAGGAGGUCCAUAAUCAGGUCAUAUUGACUUGCCAUGACUUUAAAGAAACACAAAGAUAUUCUUUGUUUUGAAUGAAUGAAUUUAAAUAUUGACAUCCUUUUAUCGUUACACUUGCUAUUCUUGUUGUCCGUUUGUCGUUGUGCCUGUUGUUGUUAAUGUUGCUGUCAUUGUAGCUUAUCUUAUUUUCUCCUGUAAAUACAAGACUGAGACUGAGCAGAGAUUGCCAUGAACUCAAGACAUGUAUAUCUGACCUCCCCCUUUUUUUUAUGUUUUUAUUUUCCAUCCUUGAAUUAACGCUUAUUUCCUUCCUGUACCUGGGACAUGAGACUAAUCAACCUCAAGAAGACAUUUUAACAAACAGCAUACCAAGGGAACAUAAGUAUUUAGCAGAAUGUCAGAAACAUUCUCUGUAAGGAAAGAAAUUAGAUUUAAAUACUCUGAAAGACACACUGACGGAUGGAUACAUAAACAAAUUUGCUGCCUGGAGAGGGGAGAGGGAUGGACUGAAUCUCUGGUCCACAGACUGCUAUGAAAUGGGCAGAUGUGCAGCAGAUUGCAAGCAGAGCCAGCUGUUCAACCAAUGUUAUUUCCCUCUCACUUGUAAUAAUAUCCAGGUCAGUGGGCUGGGAAAUACAAAUCCAUCUCCCUGAAGGAUGUAAAGGGAAGAAUUCUUGGACAAGAUACAAAACUUUGCCCACUGCACAUGUGGAGGAUGUACUGACUAC